Fusarium sp. VM40 is the source of this 2568-nucleotide messenger RNA. NCBI's taxonomy places the organism in Eukaryota, Fungi, Ascomycota, Sordariomycetes, Hypocreales, Nectriaceae. The record is from the annotation of a GenBank genome assembly.
AUGGGAGGACCAGGUCAUGAAUCUCCCAAGUCAUCUCAUACAGGAAGUCCGGAUGAAGAUGUGGAGGUUAGGGACGGCACCGAAGCUCCAGUAUCAGCGGAAGUAGAGGCAACCAUGGAUGUCACCCACAGCGAACUCGACGAGGGUAGCGGUAUAGCCUGGACCAUUAACGAGCCAGGCGCCUUUGCGGUCUCUUCAGCGGGUAGACAGUGGCCCUCGGCUGAUGAGUCAACCACUGGCACAGCGCAAGACAAUGGUCCAUUAUUUCAGAUUGAUGAUCUGGGUAACUUUACUAUGAACAAGGAUAUCACUGAGUCCGCUACAAGUGUCCCCAACAUCAACUGGCUUUCCAAUAGCCAAUGCAAUGCAAUCUGGGACACCCAACUAUCCAUAGUGCCCGAUGGGCUUGGGUCGAUGGCAUUCACAUUCUCUUCCGAGUUUGUUGAGCCAAAUCUCGAUUCAACCUGGUUACUGAAUCAACCAACUAAUAUGGCCAUUGCAAAUACCGAACGACUCGCUCUCAACCCUGUAUACAGAUCCAGCUCAGUGGCUGUACAGAGUCCUGGCGACAAAAGAAUGGACAGUUUACACGGCUCCAGCACGUCAAGAUCGACCGAUGGGGCGCUCUACGUUGAAGGUUCGGUAGCAAGAGCACCAUUCCGUGGCCAACUGCGUCAAAGUGGUGCAUCUGUAGUAGGAGCUGUCUCGCCCGAGUUGACUCACGAAGCUUCGAACUCGCCAGAAGAGAUAGAGCCACGAGAUUCCUGCUCAAAUUAUGUAUCAGACACCCUCUACUCUGAAAUGGCAAUGAACCUUCGUCGAGAGGCCGAAAUGCACGGUUUUGGUUCUGAAACUACCUUGGUCCCUUCCUUGGGACACAUCAGAUGCUUUGUGCGGCUGUACUACGAAAACUUCCAUCCUACGUUUCCUUUCUUGCGAAACAGCCUCUCAAUUUGGAAAAACCCGAGUAGUUGGAUCCUUUUACUUGCUGUCUCAAUCAUUGGUGCCAAGUAUCUCGGAGACCCCUGGCCUUCGUUUAUGUCUAGGCUACUGGAGAGGAUCCUAAGCCAUAGACUCAACUCAAACCACGAGGACGGUGACGACACUUGGGUACCGGGUGGAUUCCAACCACAAAAUCGACUGGACCUUGCCACAAUCCAAGCGGCCAUUCUUAAUUCGAUAUACAGACUCCAUAGUGGGCAAAAAGACAUGAUAGAGGGUGCCCUGAGCCAAAGACUUGUUCUUAUUGAGGAGUGCAGGAGGAUGGGCUUACUUUCACAUGUUCUGGCCAGCGUUGAUGCAGGGUUAACUCACAAUUCUGAUGCGACUAUCCCAGCAUGGGUCCAGGCUCAAUCCGAGCUGAGAACUGGUCUGAUGAUUUGGAUUCUCGACUCAAUCGUCGCCUACGAGUUUGACUGCCCUCACGUAUUACAACUACAUGAGAUCAAGACAACACUUCCCUGCCGAGAGGAUAUAUGGAACAAGCCAACAAUGGGGCAAAUAUCUACUGAGAACAGGAAUACUUAUCAGGUGACAGUACUAGAGGCUCUUAAUCUGCUGUACAUGGAGAAAAGACAGCCACCGAACUUGACAGAAUUCGGAAACAUUAUCCUCAUAUAUGCUGUGUGCCGGAGAACUAAAGAAGCUACAUAUCAACACGAAACAGAGCUGUCAAGAUGGACCCCAGUUGCUCACGUUGAACCGCAAACAGAAUCAACUUUUGUUACCGAGUCAUGGCCACCAAGCCUCCAGAUAGUCACAAGGUGGAGGAAUGGUGCAUGCGAUUCGUUCGACAUCCUACACUGGACAGCGAAUGGGAAAGCUGCCAAUGCUGGUGGCUCGGAGCAUCCAACCAUUCUACACCUUCAUCUCGCUCGUCUGUACAUAUUGACCCCGUCCAAGUAUCUACAGAAAAUUGCUGGCGCCGCAGCGUUAUCCAGAGACGCCGGCAGAGUCCACAAUAGCGUCGAAUACUCAGAAGCAUGUAACCACCUCCAUCGCUGGGCCAACAUCGACCAGUACAAAGCCAGACUAUCUAUAGUUCACGCUGGCGCUUUACUGUGGCAUAUUCGGCGAUACAGCAGCAAUGGCUUUAUUGAGCCUCAUGCUAUAUAUCUCGCUACCCUUUGUGUCUGGGCCUACAGUGUCUUUACCACACGGAAGGUAGUAUCCAAGCCUCAUCAGGCCGAAGGUACAAGAUCAUCAUUGGUCGAUGGAAGUCACGCCCGUGAAGAUUCUGUUGAUGCAGAAGCAGGGGUAGAGCAGGAUGAGGAAGAAGAACCAGAACCAACAUUCAUUCAUCUUGACCGCCCUUGCGACGAUGAGAUGGUUCAGGUCUACAUACGUCUUGGACAUAAGAUGAAUGGCUACAUGCAGAGAGUUGGGAACAUCUGCAGCCAAGAUGCUCCAGCAAAAGUCUUAAAGGAGGGAAUUAGGCUGUUAUCACAAACACGCACCAAAGAGAAGUCAUGGGGAAUCGAAAUAUCUUUCACCAAGAGCUUGACAAGUCUGCUGCAUGCCACCACUGCACCAGAAAGCGAGCGCGUGACGGGAACCAGUGUAUUCUAG